AUGGAUCCCCAAAUUGAAGAACUAUUAGGCCUAGAAGCCGUCCGUACAAGAGCCCAUGUGGUCCUCAAACUAGCCGAAGAAGGUCGUUUGAAUCAUUUCAACUACCACCCUGACCGCAUGGAAGAUGCCACCGACUAUGUACUUAAACUGAUUCAGCGCGACUUCGGCCCUGACAAGUAUCAUCUAAUUCCACCCCAUGGCCGUUGGCAACAUUUCGAAGUCGGCGGGGUUCCCCGCAUAGCCACUCUCCUAGCCGAAUGGGAUGAGAAAUGCGACACCACCGAAAAGACACGCAGACUGAUAGAUCUUUUCUUCGUCUCUGUUCUUUUGGAUGCUGGUGCUGGAGACUUUUGGAAAUUCAAAGAGUCACAAAGUGGUCUGACGCUUAAUCGGAGCGAAGGUAUUGCGGUUGCGGCACUGCAUAUGUUCCUAAAUGGUGACUUUGCUGGUCCGGACUCUUCGGUGAAACACACCGCCAAUGGUGAUGCAUUGCGCAAUCUCAAUGUAGACAUCUUAUCCCGUGGACUCCAGGUCGACGAUGGCAAUCCUAUGAUCGGAGUAGCUGCUCGUGCAGAUAUCCUCCGUAAGCUCGGCGAGUCUUUGGUGAAUUUGAAAGAUAUCUUUGGUCCCUCUGGUCGUCCGGGUAAUCUUGUUGACUACCUCAUUUCCAAGUCGAAUGAUGGAAAGCUGGACUACAAGGACCUCUGGGACGUGCUACAGCGCCUCCUGAUUCCUAUCUGGCCGUCCGAUCGUACCCACGUGAACGGACAACCCAUCGGCGAUGCAUGGCCUCUGCGAGCACUUGAACAGCAGGCUGGAUCGGAGUCGAAGCCCUACUCCAACAUCCAACCAUUCCAUAAGCUGACCCAAUGGCUAGCGUACUCAUUGAUGGUGCCGUUCUCCCGUCUGCUCUCCGUCUCAUGGUCUAAUACCGAGCUGGGAACUGGUCUGCCAGAGUACCGCAACGGAGGAAUGCUUGUCGAUAUGGGAGUUCUAGAAUUGAAGCCCGAGGCACUUCAGCGAGGUUUGAGCCUUUCGGGGGGUAGCUUGCCUUCGUUUGGUGCGGGCGAUGAUGAGAUUGUGGAAUGGCGAGCGAUGACUGUUGCCCUCCUCGAUGUUUUGCAUACGAAGAUUCUCGCUCGCUUGGAUGGGGUCCAGUUGUCUCUGCCUCAGGUGUUGGAGGCGGGUUCUUGGAAAGCGGGUCGUGAGCUGGCAGCGGCUAAACGUCCGGAGACGAAGUGCAGUCCUAUCUUGAACUUUGGCGAUGGUACCUUGUUCUAG
Messenger RNA from Penicillium concentricum, 1281 nucleotides. RefSeq names its product URC4/urg3 family protein. Lineage: Eukaryota; Fungi; Ascomycota; Eurotiomycetes; Eurotiales; Aspergillaceae. The transcript is spliced from 4 exons. The coding region runs from base 1 to 1281 and encodes 426 amino acids. The record is from RefSeq and is a predicted model, not a curated record.